Molecule: messenger RNA, 931 nt
Organism: Conger conger (European conger)
Lineage: Eukaryota; Metazoa; Chordata; Actinopteri; Anguilliformes; Congridae
Gene: marchf3
Exons: 4
Coding region: 1-708 (235 amino acids)
Biological process (GO): protein ubiquitination
Molecular function (GO): zinc ion binding; ubiquitin-protein transferase activity
Source: RefSeq, a predicted model, not a curated record
AUGGCAUGUGAGGAACCUGUGGACCCAGCAGUGGAGAAGUCUCCUCUAGACCCCUCACCGGAGGAGCACCUGGCCCCCCCUGUGCAGGAAGUCAUCCACUGCUGCAGCCCUGUCCCCUGUGCUGUCUCCAGUCCCAGCACCAGCAGCGAGGACUCGUUCUGUCGGAUCUGUCACGAGGGCAGUGGCGUGGAGGACCUGCUCUCCCCGUGCCAGUGCGCUGGGACCCUGGCCAUGGUCCACUGCAGCUGUCUGGAGCGCUGGCUGACAGCCUCAAACAGCAGCCGCUGUGAGCUCUGCCACUUUGAAUUCGCCUUGGAACGCCUGCCAAAGCCACUCACCGAGUGGCUGGACACGCCAUCCAUGCAGCACCAGAGGCGGACGCUGUGUGGAGACAUCAUCUGUUUCAUGUUCAUCACCCCGCUGGCCUGUCUGUCUGGCUGGCUCUGUGUCCAGGGGGCCAUGGACCUCUACUACAGCAACAGCAUGGAGGCCAUUGGCCUCAUUGUCCUCACUCUUGCACUAUUCGCCAUCUACCUGUUCUGGACCUUUGUCUCUUUGCGCUACCACGUUCACCUCUUUGAGGCGUGGAAAAGGACCAAUCAGAGAGUCAGACUCCAGAUCUCCAGGCCAGGACUGUUACCACCUCACCAACAGGAAGUUCCUGAGCCCUUCUCAAACAAGGACACAAGCAAGGAGACCGUGGUGUAGCUGUGUACUGUGUGUCACCAUUUCAGGUGGACUACUACUCCCAAGGAUUAAACCACUCUGCCCCUGGGCUGUAUAGACUUCAUGAUAAAUACCACCCUUUUGCUUUUGUUUGACAAAGAAAAUUUACCCUUUGACAAAGAUUUAGUUUUGUGUGAAUUUUUUUUAAUUUUUUUUAUUUUAAGUAAAUGAACAUUAAAAGGGAAAUCACUGGCAAUGUGCUGAA